UGUAGAUGCACUAGCAAACUGGUAAAAUGAGCCUACAGCUAAGAACCGAAUUCACCGCGGCUGAUAAAAGCAGAAGGAGGAAAAGGAGAGAAUUAACGGAUGAACAGAACGAGGAAAUCAAGGAAGCAUUUGACCUUUUCGACACAGACAAAGAUAAAGAAAUAGAUUAUCAUGAACUGAAGGUAGCGAUGAGAGCGUUGGGCUUUGAGGUGAAGAAAGCUGAUGUUCUGAAGAUCCUAAAAGACUGUGAUCGAGAGGGGAAGGGGAAAAUAACAUUCGAAGACUUUAAAGAAGUUGUGACUGAGAGGAUCCUGGAGCGAGAUCCUAAGGAAGAGAUCCUGAAGGCCUUUCGGCUGUUUGACGACGACGAGUCGGGGAAGAUCAGUCUGCGGAACCUGCGGAGAGUGGCCAGAGACCUGGGCGAGGACCUGACAGACGAGGAGCUCAGAGCCAUGAUAGACGAGUUUGACACCGAUGGCGACGGAGAGAUUAAUCAAGAGGAGUUCAUCUCUAUAAUGACGAGGGACUCCGAGAGCUGAGGACACUCUCUCAUCCUGCCGCUCUCAGGAGGAGUCUCACUCAGACGGCCCACGACUGUCUCUCACAAACACCAAAAUCAUAUUUUUCUGAUGAGACUUAAAAAAGAAAGUGAAGCACAUAAAACAUGCCCCUCCCUCUCGUCCUACCAGUAAAACCAGUAAAACCAGGGUCCCGUGGAUGGUUCUCUCUGACGGCGUGUGGUGCCGACCCCAGACUUGUGAGGGUUUAUCAGCCUCUUCAACCAAGGUCUGAAUCUCUGUCAGAAGAAGCAUAUGAGUCAGUGAUGGACUGAAGCAUGUGAGUUACUGAUGUUCACAGAGAGGCGAGAGGAAAAGCCAUCAGCUCCAGGGCAGGUCGUGUGUGGUCUGACCAUCUGAGAAGAUUACAGGGCCCAGGUCUCAUCACAGCUUUCUCCUGUUUCAUUUUCAUACUCUGUGGAUUAUUCUACUGCUUCAUAAUGUUGCUUAGAUGUGUAUCAGAUA
This is a messenger RNA of Chanos chanos (milkfish), 1022 nucleotides long. RefSeq names its product centrin 3 (gene cetn3). The record is from RefSeq and is a predicted model, not a curated record. Gene Ontology annotation, molecular function: calcium ion binding. Gene Ontology annotation, cellular component: myosin II complex. Lineage: Eukaryota; Metazoa; Chordata; Actinopteri; Gonorynchiformes; Chanidae. The transcript is spliced from 5 exons. The coding region runs from base 27 to 539 and encodes 170 amino acids.